AUGUCGUCUGGUUUGAAAGUGAAGGAAUCGGCAUGGUGCAGAAAGGAAAGUGAAGAAGUGGAACCGGUGGUGUCAUUUGCUGAAAUAAUGAGCGAAGAAUUGGCGGAACAACUUGAGGAAGAAGAUGCAAAUGGUCUCGAUCCGUCCAUAGCACAGUACGGUUUAAGCCCCAGCGAAUUAGCGCAAUGUAAGAAUGAUCUAGAGCUCGCCAGAAAGCUGCAAGAAGAAUUUGAUCGGGAAUAUGAAAUGAGUUUAAAAUCAGCAGGAGGAAGAGAAGUUGGGGCAAAGAUUGAGUUCGGGUUUGAGCGCUAUCGUCCUUCUUAUGAUAGUGAUUACGAUUUGGAGGAGGAACUGAGUGAAGACGACGAGGAUUUACGAGAAAUCGCUAUUGAUUUAUUUUACUCAAGACCAAAAGACGAGUUUCCAUCGAGCGGCUAUAUGCGUGAUGCUUCAGGACAUUUAAUUACAAAACAUAAUAAAGAAAUCGCUGAGAGACGUAACUCCGAAAAAGUGAUGCACCUUCCUAUUGAUAUUCCUACUGGCGAUGUAGUCGGUGAAAAGCUGAGUAACAGAGUUUACAAUAGACUGCGUAACUACUGCAAAAUUGAACAAAGAAGGAAUGUUCGUGUGAAGGAUAAGGAUGAAAAAGCAACAAAUGAAUUAAGCUUGGACAAGAUCACUCGCUUGAUAAUCUAUAGAUUUAUCACUACUGGUCUUUUCGAUGUAAUCGAAAAUGUUAUUGCAACAGGCAAGGAAUCGGUAGUUUUGCAUGCAACAGCAUAUGCCGAUGGAAUUCGACUUUUGGAAGAAAGACAUUGUGCUUUGAAAGUUUACAAAAUGACGUUGUCGGAAUUCAAGAAUAGAUCAGAAUAUGUCCAAGAUGAUUAUCGUUUCAAAAAUCCACGACGAGUAUUGCGGAUUUGGGCCGAGAAGGAGUACACGAAUCUGAAUCGGAUGGUGCGAGGAGGUGUGAAAUGUCCAAAACCGAUCCGUCUUAGAAAACAUAUCAUGAUCAUGACAUUCAUUGGCUCUAAUGGUAUUGCAGCUCGUAAACUGAAGGACAUCAAAUGGAAUGAUCAGGAAACUAUAUAUAACACAUUUUUGCAAGUGAAAGUGGCAGUGAUCAAAAUGUUUACUGACUGCAAUCUUGUACAUGGUGAUCUCAGCGAGUUUAAUAUCCUUUAUCACGAAAACGAUGUUUACAUUAUUGAUGUGUCUCAGGCGAUGGACAUCUCACACCCUCGAGCAUUGUUUUUCUUAUUGCGUGAUAUCGACAAUGUUUUAGAAUUUUUUGCAAAAUUGGGUACCAAGAACUUGCCAUCGACAACCGAACUAUUCAACGAAAUUACUGGUCUGAAUAUGGAUCCAAAGAAAAAUCUCGCAGUGCAGGUUGAGGUUGAACAUUUUGAAAAAGAUAAUCGCAAUGUUCAGUUACGUUGUGAUAAAGCAAAUCCAGCCGACAUGGAGUUGCGUUUGUAUGAUGCUGAAGUUGCAGAAACACAAAAUGACCCAGCAGAACCGUACAAUUGA
Molecule: messenger RNA, 1530 nt
Organism: Cercopithifilaria johnstoni
Lineage: Eukaryota; Metazoa; Nematoda; Chromadorea; Rhabditida; Onchocercidae
Source: the annotation of a GenBank genome assembly